Molecule: messenger RNA, 1218 nt
Organism: Geodia barretti
Lineage: Eukaryota; Metazoa; Porifera; Demospongiae; Tetractinellida; Geodiidae
Source: the annotation of a GenBank genome assembly
AUGGGCGGUCGAUACCAAAUCUGCUCCGGUCAUCGCCAAGUUGCUCACAACAUGGCACACAGAGAACGGGGACGCUCCCUUGUUGAUGCUCGACAUCAGACAGAUCUGGGAAACAAACUGGGAGGCGGAAAGAAACGCAAAUCCGGGUGCCAGCACGAAGCCAUGGCAUCGCAUCUCGUCACGAUGCGAGAGAAGUUACCGGAAUAUAUAAUCAAGGAACGGGAAAGACUCACGCGGGCAAUGCCUUGGGCGGAAAUUAACAUCGCAGGGGCAGUCUUCAAGAAUGAUACUUUCCUACGGGCACUUGAACAAACUGGGUUCCGCGGACUUUGGGGUUACCACUGGAAUCAGCAGGGUGUUGAGGAUGUAGACGCUAACGUUCCCGAAAUUGAAACUGACCGUGGCGGUUUUGGGUGUUUCUACCCGCUUGAGGCUUCAGCAUCUCUUGAUGCUAUUGUCGCACGAGGGACCACUGAUGCAGAUCUUACGCAAUCAUUUGAAAAGAUUGUGGGUGUCCCCUACCAUACCGCUGCUCAUCUCGCCGAAGACGCACAUAAUCUCCGCGCAGCACUCUUAAACGGAACAGCGCAACAGCAUUAUGAUGUCUAUGUAGGAAGCGCAGCGUGGAAUCAAUGGCUUGGUUAUGUGGAACAUAUCGAUCCGCUUACCGUUGCGCACCUCGGGCAAGAGGGGUUGGAACGACUCGAUGCAUACUUCGCACACGUUGUUAGUGUUCAAGACACAAAACCGCUGCUUCUUUCUCAAAUGGUUGACGAUUACAUUAAACAUUGCCAGAAAACCGAACCGACGGUUGUUGUAGGGGCAAGUACGGAGAUUCAAGAGGAAACUGCUAAGCCGAAAUCUACGUUAAAAAUAUUUUACUACGACGCGGCAUGCGAAUUUACCUUUGUCGAAGGUGCUAUGGAUCCCGUUGAAAUCAAAAACUAUACCGCCGAACGGGUGUUACAAUCCAAGGCGAAUAAGCCGGUCCUAACGGGCUUUUUACCGACGCGACACCGGACGCAACUACACAUUGCUAUUGUGGUGGAGUCAACGAGGACGAUGCCCUAUGGGAUAGCAGUGUGGGGCGACCACGAAGGUUUGCGAUUAACCGAAGCCAACGUCGAUGAUGUCAGGUGGAUAGGGGAACAUUCGCUUUUUAUACGCCUCACAUUACAAUCCGGAAAGAACGAAUUUAGCGUUAAGCUGACAAUCUAA